Molecule: messenger RNA, 608 nt
Organism: Maniola jurtina (meadow brown)
Lineage: Eukaryota; Metazoa; Arthropoda; Insecta; Lepidoptera; Nymphalidae
Gene: mRpL52
Product: 39S ribosomal protein L52, mitochondrial
Exons: 3
Coding region: 151-528 (125 amino acids)
Biological process (GO): mitochondrial translation
Cellular component (GO): mitochondrial large ribosomal subunit
Molecular function (GO): structural constituent of ribosome
Source: RefSeq, a predicted model, not a curated record
AGAUGUCAAUGUCAAAGUUCUACAAAUAACCUCAAAAAUCAAAAUUUUAUUUUUCAAAAUACAAAUCGAAAAGUAAAAUAAUAAAAUAGGUAUUAGGUACUAAAUUGUAAUCGAAUGAAACUAUUGUAAAAUUUUUGUACUUAGUUUGAAAUGAGUGGAUUUGUGAAAACUCUUACUUUCUCUAGAUAUACUGUUCUAAGGCGCUCGUUCACCUGCACUACAGUGUCACAUAUGAAGCAAUGGAGAGUCUCCAAAGGACUGUCGGCCAACCGCAAUGCUGAGGGGGUAUUGACAGAUGGACCUGAUUACACCUUCUUGGAUGGAAGACCCACUCCUUUACUUCAAAAGCAAAAGAAGAGAAUGCUCAAGCAGCAAGAAUUUGCGAAUCAAAUUGUCACAUUAUGUUCAGAAGUGGACUUUGCUAAAAGGAGACACCAAGAUAUGGUGCAAGCUAAGGAGCAAGAGAGACAGGAUAUCAUUAACAACCGGUUGAAACCUAAAGGGAAUGCAUUAUUGCAGAAAAAAUAAUUUAUUUAGUUAAUUGUUAAUCGUUAAGUAAAAAUAAUAAGUGUAAUUUUGUUAGUUAUAGAAUAAAGAUUUGAUUAGAG